AUGGACCCCAAAACGGGCGGUGCCGAGGAGGAUGACUGCGUGGACUCGGGCGCCGAGACCGGAGGGUCUGACUACAGCCACAUGUCCUCCACCAGCAGUGAGCUCUCGGUGGAGGAGGCGCAGGACCCUUUCCUGGUUAGCAUCCACAUUAUUGCAGACCCGGGGGAAUCCCAACCCCUGCAGGAGGCCAUCGACAAGGUCUUGGCUUGGAUCCACCCAGACCUGCAGCUCUUCCGGGUCUCAGAAAGGCGGGCGUCCCGGCGGCGGCGGAAGCCCUGGAAGGUGGCGCAGCCGGCGCUGGCCGUGGUUCUCUUCCUUCAGGAGGAGUAUGGCGAGGAGCAGAUCCUGCAGCUGCACCGCACGCUGCAGCGGCCGCCCUGGCGCCACCACCACACGGAGCGCGUGCCCGGCAGGUUCCUGCCCUACCUGCCCUGCAGCCAGGACUUCUUCACGCUGGCCCCCGGGACCGCGCUGUGGGCCAUUCGGCCCGUGCACUACGGCAAGGAAAUCGUGCGCUUCACCAUCUACUGUCGCCAUGACAACUACGCCGACAUCCUCAAGUUCUACGAGCUGAUCCUCCGGCGCAGCCCCAGCCAGAGGAAGACGGACUUCUGCAUCUUCCCCAUUUUCUCCAAUCUGGAUGUGGACAUCCAGUUCUCCCUGAAAAGGCUACCCUGUGACCAGACCCCCGUCCCCACCGACUCCUCGGUGCUGGAGUUCCGGGUCAAGGACAUCGGUGAGCUCGUGCCUCUCUUGCCCAACCCCUGCAGCCCCAUCAGUGAGGGCCGCUGGCAGACAGAGGACCUCGACGGGAACAAGAUCCUCCUGCAGGCGCAAAGAGUGCACAAGAGGUUCCCGAAGGCCGGCAGAAGCCACCACUCGUCAGAGCAGAAACCUCCUCCCAUGCCUUCCCCCAGCACCACCGCACCAAGCUGGAUGCUUGGCAGCAGCCAGCAGCCCCUACUGGACAGCUCACAUCUGGGGCCCGGCCAGACAGGCCAGCCAGCUGGGCACCAGCAGGAAUCUGCCAGACGAGCCAGCAGCCCUCCCAGCUUCCCCUGGUCCUUCCAGAGAAGCAAGUCCUUGUUUUGUUUGCCCACAGGAGACCCCUCCCCGGGAUCCUCAGCUCUACCACAGUGGUUUUCAAGCACAGAUGCCCCAGGGCACAGGGCAUCGGAGGGGAGGCACAGCCACCUCCUCUCCAUCGAUGACUUGGAGGGGGCCCAGGAGACCGACGUGGACACGGGCCUCCGGCUGUCCUCCUCGGACCUCUCUGUGGUCUCUGCCUAUUCGGCACCCAGCAGGUUCUGCAGCACUGUGGAGACAACCCUCCCCCCUGAAAGAUGUAGCAGCCACUGGUCAAAGCCCAAGGGUUUCAGAGAAGGACUGCUGCCCACUGGGAGUGGGGUGACCACAGAGACCGCCUGGGCUUCCCUCCCUUUCUUCACCAAAGGGCCUUCCAGCUCCUCAGCCACAGCUGCUGCUGCUCCCCCCACUCCUGGCACCUCCUCACUCACAGAGUCUUCCCCAGAGCCUCCCUGGGAUGCUCCCAGCGCUAAGCAGACCGCGGGGAGAGACGCCCCGCCACCCCCAGUGCUGGCCAGACCUGUGGACAAUGACACAGAGGAAUUCUACAUCUGA
Messenger RNA from Callorhinus ursinus (northern fur seal), 1641 nucleotides. RefSeq names its product family with sequence similarity 124 member A (gene FAM124A). NCBI's taxonomy places the organism in Eukaryota, Metazoa, Chordata, Mammalia, Carnivora, Otariidae. The record is from RefSeq and is a predicted model, not a curated record.